CCCUCUUGCGCAAAUAAUCAUUGGCAUCAUUCUGAGAUUUCCCCCAAGUCCCCAAGGUCUUUGCAAACAAUUGAUAUUGGUUUCUUAAAAUAUCAUAAGGAGUAAUUACGCAGGUACCAUUUAGAACGUGGUAAUUAAGCAAGUACCUACCUAGUCUCAGUUUUGGCGUACAUAUGGAUGUAAAUUUAACUCGCCCAGACCUCACAAGCCGACAAGCCUCCCCCUGGCCCUGGAAUCCUGAACUGUGCCCCAAUAGGACGGCUGUCGCAAAAAGCAUCCUGAGCUACUGCUAGUGACUACCACCGUAACCUCCAACGCCAGCUUCACUACUACUACACGUAGUGAAAAUACCGAGAGGAACAUUGACAUUUUCCUCGAUUCUCCAUCUCCCACUCUCCAGCGCUACAAGUACAUGUAUCCUCACUUCUUGGGCCGCUGCUCGUCGUUGAGCCACGACAUUACUCUAUUCUCCAGCAACGUCCGCUGAGACGCUACGCUCGUGUGGUCCGCCAAAAUGUCCGAAUUUAUCACCAACGUGGCCCUCCAGCUUCUCAGUAUGCGCCCAGCUCAACUUGCGCGAAUCCUACUACCAUUAGCAGAUGCUAACAUUUUCAUCUUACAGAACGAGAGGAUGACGAAACAGAAGGCGAGGGUACGAUAGCUGCACGGAUCCGUUGGAAGGACACAAGGCUGAUGCGCGCAUAGGUCCCGAUACCUCCCAGAGAGAGAUCUUCUCAUCAUGGGCCCUCUUCAUCAUGAUAAUGCUGCUCAUAACAGCGCUUUUCACCAGUUACAUGCUUCAGCAGAAGAAGGUAGAAGCAGUACACGAAACAGUCAUAUCCAUUUUUGCUGGUACAACAUGCGCGUCAUUUUCGAGAACUCUAAUUAACGUCAUAUAGGAAUGACGGUUGGCCUGAUCCUUCGAGUUAGCAAUGGGGACUCGAUUCAAAAUCUGGUCAGCUUCGACUACCAGAUAUUCUUCAAUCUAUUGCUUCCUCCCAUUAUUCUAGCAUCCGGUUACGAACUGCAUCAAGCCAAUUUCUUUCGAAACAUCGGGACGAUUCUGACGUUCGCUUUCGCCGGUACAUUCAUAUCUGCCAUUGUGUUGGGAAUAAUCCUCUGGCUGUACACUCGAAUUCCCAUUGAUGGUUUUGAUAUGACAUUCGUCGAUGCCAUCUCGGUAGGAGCCACUCUUUCAGCCACCGAUCCAGUCACUAUUCUCGCUAUUUUCAAUACCUACAAGGUUGAUCCAAAGUUAUAUACUGUGAUUUUUGGCGAAUCAAUCCUAAACGAUGCAGUCGCUAUUGUCCUGUUCGAAACUGCGCAACGGUAUAAAGAAGGGGGAGCCGCAGGUACUCUAGGAUUCGUCAGUCUUCUAGAAGGUAUCGGCAUUUUCUUGGCUGUGUUCUUCGGUAGUCUGUUGAUUGGUGUUGCGGUGGGUAUUGGAACAGCUUUGGUGUUGAAAUACACCUACGUUAGGCGAUUCCCGAAAAUUGAGAGUUGUUUGAUCGUUUUGAUUGCGUAUGCCAGUUACUUUUUUUCAAAUGGCUUGCAUAUGUCCGGUACGUUGGCAGUUUUUCAAGAUUGAUGAAGAUAAACCAUACUAAUUAUGUAGGAAUCGUCACACUUUUGUUCUGUGGAAUCACUUUGAAACAUUACGCUUACUACAACAUGUCGCGACGAACUCAACUUACCACGAAAUACCUUUUCCAGGUAUUGGCGCAAUUAUCCGAAAAUUUCAUUUUCAUUUACCUAGGGCUUUCUCUCUUUACCGAAUCUAAACUCGAGUUCAAACCUCUGUUCAUUAUUAUCACUGUCGUCGGAAUUUGCGUUGCUCGGUAUGCAGCUGUAUUUCCGCUUUCAAGGGCUAUCAAUUGGUUCAUCAGAUAUCGAGCGAGGCGCAAGGGUAAGGGAGAUGUUCCAGAUGAGCUACCUUACAGUUACCAAGCCAUGUUGUUUUGGGCUGGAUUACGUGGAGCUGUUGGUGUGGCUCUAGCAGCAGGAAUGACCGGGCCAAAUUCAUGGGCCUUGAAAGCAACUGUUUUGGUUGUUGUGGUGUUGACAGUGAUUAUUUUCGGGGGAACUACCGCUCGAAUGCUGGAGAUUAUGGGAAUUAAAACGGGUGUGGUUGAAGAGAUUGACAGUGAUGACGAAUUCGAUAUCGAAUCACAUCCAGGAGGUUCUUACUACAAGAACUCUGGAACGGGUAUCGGCCACGCUCCAAAACGUGGGUCAGUCGCUCUACAAGGCAUGAAUGGCCAUGGAAAUAGGGGGGAUAGGGGAAGUUAUGUCAGUGGAAAUCUAAGUCCAUCCGGAAGAACAGGAAGCGUAAGCCGAAAGCCCUCACAGAAUCGAAGAAACGAGCAUGAGAGUGAGCAAGAACUCCUCCGAGCGAACAUUACGGAUGAUUCCGAUGCCGAAAGCGAUACUUCUGAUCUCCCACCCGCGGUCAAGAGGUCACCCAGACCCAAACCAGAGGAGAAUACUACUCCUUACCCUACUUCCGGAAGUGCAUCACAUAAUGACGGUCCACAUAUUUCUGCGUCUGGCGCUAUAUCGUCGCUUUUGCAUGGCACGGCUGAAGAUCAUGCGGCGUGGUUUAAACAGUUGGAUGAGGGUUUUAUUAAGCCUAAAUUACUUCUGGAUGGGGGCAAGGGACCGCAUGGGGGGAAUGGGGGACCUAGUGGGAGUUCAUGA
Messenger RNA from Hymenoscyphus albidus, 2697 nucleotides. The record is from the annotation of a GenBank genome assembly. NCBI's taxonomy places the organism in Eukaryota, Fungi, Ascomycota, Leotiomycetes, Helotiales, Helotiaceae.